Messenger RNA from Chlorocebus sabaeus (green monkey), 1031 nucleotides. NCBI's taxonomy places the organism in Eukaryota, Metazoa, Chordata, Mammalia, Primates, Cercopithecidae. The record is from RefSeq and is a predicted model, not a curated record.
GAGAAGCCGCAACCAGGGCUCCUGCUGCCUCUGGGAGGGCUGGGGGCACGGCCAGCUUGAAGCCUCCCUCAGACCUUGGCCACCUGAGGACGAGGAGGAGAGGACAGUCCCUCGUCUCCCGCCUGUUGGCUCAGGGACCAGAACUUGGCCUAGAACUUGUUUUUGUCUGGAAUCGUGACCCAGGACGAAUGGCAGGGAGCGUGCCCCCUUCCCUGCAGCUCCAGAAGCUUGCUGCCCUUGGGGAAAGGCACCCUGAUCUGGUUGUGGAAGUGGCCCAUCCCAAAAUAAUCCAUGAAUCUGGGGCACAAAUCCUGCGCCAUGCCAAUCUCCUGGUGGGGUCCCCCUCAGCUCUAAGUGACCAGACCACAGAGCGGCAGCUCUUGGAGGCCUCACAGCACUGGAACCAUGCCGUGUUUGUGGCCCGAGGGGCCCUGUGGGGCACCGAGGACAUCACGAGAUUGGAUGCAGCUGGGGGCCUCCGGAGCCUUCGUGUCACCAUGGCCACACACCCCGAUGGCUUCCGGCUCGAGGGACCCCUGGCUGCAGCCCACAGCACCGGGCCUCGCACUGUACUCUACGAAGGCCCCGUCCGCGGGCUCUGCCCCUUCGCCCCCCGAAAUUCCAACACCAUGGCGGCGGCUGCCCUGGCUGCCCCCAGCCUGGGCUUCGAUGGGGUGACUGGUGUGCUUGUGGCUGAUCUCAGCCUCACGGACAUGCACGUGGUGGAUGUAGAGCUGACCGGACACCCGGGCCCCACGGGCCGAAGCUUUGCUGUGCACACCCACAGAGAGAACCCUGCCGAGCCAGGCGCGGUAACCGGCUCCGCCACCGUCACGGCCUUCUGGCGGAGCCUCCUGGUAAAGAUCACCGCUGUCUCCCCCUGCACCACCUGGCGUCCCUGGUCCCUGUUUCCCUUGUGUGACGUCACGCUGCGUCUGCGCACCGCGCAUGACGCCAUCGCAGGGGGCGCGCUCCCACGAGAGCGCGGCGCCGGGAAGCUAUCGCGAGAGCGUACGCACUAUAUUUCCUAG